AUGCAAUCCUAUAAAGAAGCUUUAUAACUGUUUUAAAAAAACUCAAUGAAUCUACCAAUGACUGAACAUGAAGAUAAAUUAAAUAUUAUGUUAGAAUACUUACUACAUGAAUUAGAAAAAGACAAGAAGGAAUUAUAGAUGUUGAGAUAGGAAAUCAUACAUGAGUCAUACCUUUAGUCAUCAAUUAAUGACGAUACUUCAACAAGCUUUAUUGAAGAGAUAGCCGAUUUCACUCGAAAUUUUAGAAAAUUGGCUGACCAAGCAAAUACUGAAAUAAAUGAAUUAAGCAAUUAAGUUGACACAUUAAAAAACGAAAAAGCAAGAAUUAAAAAAUCAGCUAAUUUAUUGGAUCAUAGAGUAUAUGAAAUGGAAAAGGUAUUAGGAGUAGGUAUAAACCCAGCUAAAUCUUAAGAAGCAAACAACUGA
Paramecium tetraurelia is the source of this 426-nucleotide messenger RNA. RefSeq lists its product as uncharacterized. Lineage: Eukaryota; Ciliophora; Oligohymenophorea; Peniculida; Parameciidae. The transcript has 2 exons. The record is from RefSeq and is a predicted model, not a curated record.